Messenger RNA from Paramecium pentaurelia, 1079 nucleotides. The record is from the annotation of a GenBank genome assembly. Lineage: Eukaryota; Ciliophora; Oligohymenophorea; Peniculida; Parameciidae.
AUGAAUUCAGAAUAAUAAGAUAGUAAUAAAUCACCAAAGGCCAAUUUGGAAUUAUUUAUAAGAAACUGGUGGUAAUAAUUAUUAUUUGGGACUAAACUUGUAAUUGGAAUUUCAUGGUUAUUUGGUUUUAUUGAUCUUUUGAGCAAUUUUGCCUUUGAUUUAUUCAGCAAUUCUCCACAAUAAACAAUACCUUUUUAAAUUUAGAGAUUAUUCUUUUCACAAUUUGUUCAUUGUAUAUAUCCAUUUAAGUAAUUUGAUAGAUUAUACAAUUGAUUUAUUACUUGUUAUUAUAUGCGUGUAUAAAAAAUUUGAAGAAUUAGAAUCUAAGUAUUCAACUGUUAUUUUCAUUAUUUUAAUUCUUGUAAUAGGAAGUCUCACUCAAGUAUAAAUUUAAAUAAUUAGUUUAUAUGUGUUUUACUUUAAUGGAUAUUAUCAUUUAUUUAUUCUCCAUUUUAUUAAAUAAAAGCUUACGGAUUAUGGAAUUUUUAUAUUUUUUGCGUAAUCUAAGAGUACUCUAUUUUUAAUAGUUUUUUAGAUGUUUAGCUACUCCAAAUGGAUAAAGUUUAUUUUUAAUUUUUCCUAUGCAAUUAAAAAAUAAAUACUAUCCUAUUAUUUUAAUUAUCUUUUUUACUCUAAUUUAAUAAUCAUUGACAUUCAUUUCAACAGGAUUUGUAUCAUUUAUAUUUUAUCUAUUUCAGAAUCAUCUUAAUUAAAUUCAUCAUUCUGUAUAAAAAUAAUAUUCUAUUUUAGACAAUUGAAAGAAUUGAAAAAAGUUUCCCUUUGAAAUUCUUUAUAGAAAGAAAUGAUUUUAAAAAAGUUACAAAUUAUUAAGAUUAAUUAGAACCAAGUGUUGAUGCAAGGGAAUUAUAAUCUGUAGAAACACCACCUGCAAAGUUUUAUAUAUAUUACAUUUUAGAUUAGCUUUAUAAGGCAUUCCAUAAUAAUUCAGGUCAUCUCUAGUUUUAAAUGAAUUAUAACAAGAUAUGAAUUAAAAAGAGAAUGAAUGUGAAUAACCUAAUUAAGAAGAAGAUGAAGAGAAAAAAUAGAAUGAAUCAAAUCCAUCAACUUAAUUUGUGUGA